AUGUACACUCACGCCAUCACCAUUCUCACUCUCCUCAGCGGCCUUGCCAUCGCUGCCCCCACGGCCAACAUCACACCCCGGCAAGGCAAGGCAUGCUUCAUCAUCGGCAACGAAGCGCUCCCUGCCGAAACCUCCGAGGUAGUCAACCAGAUCCAGGCCUCCGUCACCUGUGACGCCAACGCAAAGACACUAGAAAAUGUCCCAGACGUAACCUCGGGCAGCCAAACCUUCUCCAAAAUCGACUUCAGCACCUCUGGCAAAACACCCCUAGAAUUCGCCACGAGCACCUUUACCACCGCUGUGCCACUCGCCGACUCCAACCUCGAAGCUUUCCAGGACGCGCUCAACGUUUAUCUAGCUACUGAAGCCGGUCUGCGCAGCUCGGGUGGUAACUUUGGGAUAAUAAAGGCGCCCAAGUUCUUUUUGGAAAUGCAGAUAAGCAGGAUUCAAACGGCGAGGGGACAGCCGCCUACAGCCGCGGGACUGCAGAUCGAUCAUCUGAGGGAUAAGGUUACGGAGAAUGCUAUUAGAGAGGAUCAGGCGAUUCUGGAUCAGGUUACGCAGUUGGCUACUCAGGUAUCAUAG
Molecule: messenger RNA, 585 nt
Organism: Alternaria atra
Lineage: Eukaryota; Fungi; Ascomycota; Dothideomycetes; Pleosporales; Pleosporaceae
Exons: 1
Coding region: 1-585 (194 amino acids)
Source: RefSeq, a predicted model, not a curated record